Messenger RNA from Labrus mixtus (cuckoo wrasse), 2657 nucleotides. RefSeq names its product vasoactive intestinal polypeptide receptor 2-like. The record is from RefSeq and is a predicted model, not a curated record. Gene Ontology annotation, biological process: cell surface receptor signaling pathway; adenylate cyclase-modulating G protein-coupled receptor signaling pathway. Bases 144 to 1508 code for a protein of 454 amino acids. Lineage: Eukaryota; Metazoa; Chordata; Actinopteri; Labriformes; Labridae. The transcript has 13 exons. Gene Ontology annotation, cellular component: plasma membrane. Gene Ontology annotation, molecular function: G protein-coupled peptide receptor activity; peptide hormone binding; vasoactive intestinal polypeptide receptor activity.
UAACCUAACGUAGUUUAUGUGGUCUGACAAAUCACCAACAUCUCUUCAGCUUGUGUUAACCACAAACCUUAUUUCAGGCGUCUAACCACAAACACAUUCAAAAUCCCCGUUGACUUUUAGACGUUAGACCCCAUGGCGCUCAAAUGCUAACUUACUUCCGGGUUUUAGGACUCAUUCCUGUGGCGCUCUGUUGGCUCUACACUGACACUGCUACAGCUCAAAUAAAGCAACACCAGAUAAACGCCAGGUUUCCUCUUUGCCAGUUCUUCUGGGAGAUGGAGAGAGCUAGGAGAGAGUGUCAGACACAACUGCAGCAACUGACCCCUUCAAGCACAGGAUGUCAUGGAGAGUGGGACAAUGUCUCUUGUUGGCAGGGCGCUGAUGUCGGAGAGGUGAUGACCCUCCCCUGCCCCUCCCCAAUCCUUCGCCUGUUUGGAAAAAAAGGUUUAAUCAGCAGGAACUGCACAGAGAGAGGCUGGUCGGAUGUUUAUCCCGUCAUCACCAUCGCCUGCUGGGCAGACGACACAGACGAACCAAAUGAGCUGGUUUUCUACAGGAUGGUGAGGAUAUUGUCCACUCUGGGACACAGCCUGUCACUCAUCACUCUGCUCACCAGCACCUUCAUCAUCUGUCUGUUUAGGAGGCUCCACUGCACGAGGAACUACAUCCAUCUGAACUUGUUUGUGUCGUUCAUGCUGCGAGCCGUGGCCGUGCUGAUCAAAGACUCGCUGCUCUUUUCAGACGAUGAAGACACAGACUGCAGCACACAGCCCUCACUGGCGGGCUGUAAAUCCAGCCUGGUGUUCUUAAACUACUUCAUCAUGGCAAACUUCUUCUGGCUGCUGGUGGAGGGUCUCUACCUGCACACGCUGCUGCUCGUCAUCCACAACUUCACCUCCCGCCUCUCCGUCUACAUGCUCAUCGGCUGGGGAAUCCCGUUUGUGUUCAUGGUUGCGUGGAUUGCUUGUAGGAUUAACCUGGAGGACACAAGGUGUUGGGAGAUGAAUGAGCACCCGAUUCCCAACAGACUGAUCAACUGGCCCAUCAUGGCAUGUGUCAUUAUCAACUUCAUCCUGUUCAUCAGCAUCGUGCGCAUCCUGGUGCAGAAGCUGCGCUGCACCCACGUCGGAGGAAACGGACGAUCACAGUACAGCCGUCUUGCUAAGUCCACCCUCCUUCUGAUCCCUCUCUUCGGGGUGAACUACAUGGUGUUUGUCUACCUGAUGGAGCCAGCUGACAAAAGCAUGAAGAAAGUGAAGAUCUUUUUUGAUCUCGGCCUCGGAUCAUUCCAGGGUCUCAUCGUCGGCGUCCUCUAUUGUUUCCUAAACAGUGAGGUGCAGAAUGAGCUGAGGAGGACGUGGAGGAGUUUAUCUCUGAAGCGUUACGUGGGGCGGGACUACAGGCUGCACGCCACAUCUGUCAGCAGAAACGGGAACGAAAACUCUGCUCAGUUUCCCCGUAACUCCCGAGCUCCAUCCAUCCUGCAGACCGAGACCACGGUGCUCUGACCGAGGACAGAGACGGGAUGUUUGUGUGAGGAUGUGCAAAGCUUCACAUACUUAAAGAGCCAAAGUUUUACUUAAGGAUGCCUUUGAAGCGUGUCUUUGGCCGCUGCAGCGCCUCAACUUCUUACCUACUAACUUCUCUGGGGUGAAGGACUUUUUAUAGCUGUGUUUUCUCCUAAAUACUUUUUUCACAGCGCUUCUGGAAAACCAACGACACAGUUCCUGCAGAACAGAGAACUGCAUCAAAUCGUUCACUUUUUAUCAUUCCUUUCAUACAGUGAAAUAUGAAACAAAAAGAUGUUGCAAAAGACCAAUAUUUGUCUGGAAUAAUGCGCUAAUAAUUUGUUUCUGAGGGGGGAAAAAACGUUGAUUUAUUCAGCUGUUAUACAUUUUCUGAAGAAAGCUGAGUGUUUCGCUCUUUGUGCAACCAAAUACAUGUAUUUGCCUUCAUAUAAAUCCUGGUUUCAUUGCAGCAGAUGUUUUAUACAGGUACAUAUCAUUUUUAUGUAUUUUUAUGUGCAAAUUUGUGGGUUAAUAUUUCCUCUUGUGAGGAGAGUCUUGUAAACAAAAAGUGCAGGUACACACUGGUGUGGAGGAACCCUCCACACCAGUGACCAGCUCAGUGGUAGAGUCAGUUAUCCUCCAACCGGAAGGUCAGGGGUUCGAUCCCCAGCUCCUGCAGUCUCAGGUCUGAAGUGUCCUCGGCCAAGACACUUCAACCCCACAUUGCUCCUACUGCUUCAUCAAUUUGUGAUACUGCAUGUAAGCCAUUAUUAGAGGCCAACACUUUGAGAAUAAAUCAUAUAAAAAGAAUCAUACAAAUGUCAGAGAAACAUUGCCAUUAAUAUGUUUCUAUAACAAAGGAUCUGCAAAAUAUCUAGAUGGAGAAAUCAAGUUUUUCCAUUAACAGUAUGAAUUUACCUGAAAUGCCUCAUCCCAACACAAGCAGGGAUUCACUUUUACGUACAAUAAGCCAAAAAGCAUAUUUUGCCUUUGACAAAGAGGGAAUCUUUUUGUAUUUUGUAUUGUUUUUUUAAACAGUUGUUUGUAGUAUUGUUGGUUGUAUUCAUGAAUUUGAGGGAGAUUUGUGUCAUUGAACAUCACCUGUAAACCUGUGACUCCAUAUUCUUAUGUAUAAAAGUUUGCAUCUCA